AGCACUUCAAAGAAGGAUUCACACCACCACACACACACAUACACACACACGCACGCACUCACUCACACACACUCACAAAUCAAACUACAGACGGACAAACUGAAAUAUCGAGCUUUUGGUAAAAGACCGACUCUACUUUGGGGCUGUAUAAAACUUUAAUCAGAACAAACUGCCAUAAACAAGAAGAGCCGCGACGGACCGCGCGCGCGAGGAGUCGCAUCAAUCACGCGAAAUGCUGCGAGGCUUCACACCUUCGCACUGAUCGGACCCGGCGCGUUUCGUAAGUCAUCGCCGCGUUCCGUCGAUCCAUCGAACAGUCUCUCGGACGCCACUUUCCAAUAAAAAACUAUUUCAGAAAACAAGCCUUUCCCGUCCCGAGCACAUUUAUCAGUUUUACUGACGCCUCCGGGAUCUUCUCCAGCUGCGCCGUCACAGACCCCGCCGGUUACCGUCACUUUUCAACAUGAUCAACACCUUUUGCCAAGGGUAGUUGAGAGCAAUGGCACCUUCUUGUAAACCCUGUGAACUGGAUAUUUGCUUCUCUCACCUCAAGUAAGAGUCAAAAGACAAUUUUCUGUAGUCAAGAUGCAGAUUCUUUCAGCUGUUUUGCUGCUGUUCUGUUUGCACAAGUGUUGUUGGAAGGUCACAUGCAGAAGAGUCCAUAUUCCAGAGGUGGGGCUCAUGGACUGGGGGGAGGCUGAAAACGAGGAGCACCCCUCCCCCAAAAGCGCCAGCCCCCGCGUUCUCAACCCCCUGCGCCUUUUCGCCCGGGGAUCCCCUGGGUUCAAGAGCAACAGGAGGGAGAUUACAUAUUUGGAAAACAUAGAGGACUCUUGGGACUGGUUAUCUAACCAGACAGAUGUCAGAGAGGCGCAGAGCAGGACUAAACGCAGACCCAUCGUGAAAACGGGCAAGUUUAAAAAAAUGUUCGGCUGGGGCGACUUCAAUUCCAACAUCAAAACCGUGAAACUCAAUCUCCUCAUUACAGGCAAGAUAGUGGACCACGGCAACGGCACGUUCAGCGUUUAUUUCCGCCACAACUCCACGGGCCUGGGGAACGUCUCCGUGAGCUUGGUGCCGCCUUCCAAGGUGGUGGAGUUUGAGAUCGCCCAGCAGUCCACCCUGGAGACGAAAGACUCCAAAUCUUUCAACUGUCGUAUCGAGUACCAGAAAACAGACCGCAGCAAAAAGACUUCACACUGCAGCUACGACCCGUCCAACACGUGUUACCAAGAAUCCACCCAGAGCCACGUGUCCUGGCUCUGCUCGAAGCCCUUCAAAGUCAUAUGCAUCUACAUCGCCUUCUACAGUACUGACUAUAAACUGGUGCAGAAAAUCUGCCCCGAUUACAACUAUCACAGCGACACGCCGUACGCGUCCACAGGUUAGGAUCCAGUCCAUCCUAGACAGUGAGAACGGUCGACCUCAUUUCACCAUGUGUUUCAUCUGAUUUAGAAGCAAUUAAAAUAAAUCCAGAUGUUUCGCAUUAGGCUACACUACUGGCAUCGGCCUAUUGUGAUACGGCAGUCAGAUAGCAAAAAAAACUGAUCGGCGCUUUCGUUUUUUGGCUUUGAACGUCUCGCAUCCAUCCCGCGGUUUGAGUUCCACUGGGAAUUUGUUUUCCGAAAACAGAUAAUCUUUCGCUACUUGUCAAGCUAAUAAAUCAGAGACCUACAGAGGAUAGAUUAUACGUGAAACACCUUUUUAUUGUGAGGUUUAUGUGUGCGUGUUAGUGCGUGCGUGUAUUUUAUUGAGCAGCGUGGCCUCUUGUUCAGCACUAAAUUGUUUGAAGCAUUUAAGCAGUCGUCAAGAUAAGCGUGAACGGGUUAAAUCAUUCAGCAAAGACAUCGCUUACAAAUUACUCUUAAGUUAUUUCGCAUUUCACAAAAGAUCUAUGCGCGAAUUGAGAUUUGUGUAUAAUUUCAAAGAGUAAUUUGCCAUGUCUCACGAGAGCACAAUUCAUUGGACAGGUGGAUUUAGUGAAUCUGGCAGCCGGUUAACAACCCUUUGUCAUGGUCUCGCCACAGAGAUCCACAUUUCCAGGCUCUAAUUAACAUUAAUUAUAGUGGGAAAUUUCACUUACAAACCAUGACAGAGGGGCCCGGAGCCAAAAACUGAAAUUUAGCAUGUCAGUCAUGUAGCAAGCUUCUAUUCAAGCCAGUGACUUUGGACCGGAAUCAAACUCUUUCGUGUCAAAGUGAAAAUGUGUCAGGAGUAAAUACAGACAUUUAUGCAAACGCACAUGAGUGUAAUUUAAUACAAUAUGCUAGUCUACCUUGCGUUGAGUCUUUCAUCAUUUAAAAGAGUAUAUGGAGAUAAUUUGAAGGAUUUGUUUUUGUUUGCACAUUAUAGUCUAAAUGUCAGUGUGUCACAAUGAACCAGUUGAAAUGCCAUACUCUGAUAAUCAGAACUGGAAUUCUCAGGUUCCAUGUGUGUGUGUGUGUGUGUGUGUGUGUGUGUGCCAAACAGAUUAUAGUCGUUUAUUUCAUUUUUCCCAUAUCAAGGGUGACUGAUCGCAGUUCUGCUCGAAUUAAAGAAUCAGAUGGAUAAUUAAUUGUACUGAUACUCUAAUUGUCUUGCCACAUGAACAUUUACGUCAAUAACAUGUCGAUGCAAAGAUAGCUGUUUAUAAUUGUAUUUAGUUUAUAAUCCUGUGUGCAAAUUUGUGAAUAGUGUAUAAAUGUGACUAUAAAACCGUGUGUAUUUUGCCUUUAAAGGAUGAAUUUGUUUCUUUAAUCUAUCAAUCCUGCGUACACAAAUUUCCUACUUUUGGUGUUUGACAGUUAUAUCAAGUAGAUGUAGAGUUGAGCCAUCUAGCUUGUCACAGCUUUUAAUUUUUUUAGUAAAUUGUAUGCUUUAUGUUUGUCUCCAGUAUCUGUAAUCUACAAAAAAAACGCUCAAGGAAAAUACCUGUGAGCUUUCUUUUAACCCUCUAUGGUACUCAUUCACACUGAUUUGCUAUGAAACGAAUUUCACUUAGAAAUGACUAAUGAAUUCAUAAAGAAACUGCUAGUAACACACAGAAUUAAAUAGUUUUUAAGUAAAAAGACAAAUAUUUUUUGUCUUGAAAAAUAGUUUCUCCUCUGAUUAAUAAAUUCAUUUUUGGGAUUUCUUUUAAAAAUCAUUACACACCUUUAUUAUCUGUACUUAAAUAUUUCUCCAUUUACCUUCAAUACAGCAAUUUAUAAAUCACUUUGACGUGCCUCCCUGUGGCUUAAAAAUAUAUUGCUGGUUUAUUUUUUAAAAUGUCUUUUUAUUUCAAACAUUUCUAGUGAAGGAAAAAUGCCAGCAAAACUGCACCAUAGAGGGUUAAUUUAUUGCUUUUAUUCAGUGCAACGGAUUUAAACAUGAAGCAUAUUCAGACCGUUUAUGUGAGAUUUGUAGUGAAACAUCUGCAUAUCUGCAGUUUUUUUUUUUUUUUUUAUGACCGCAUAAAACACUUGAUUCUUCAGUCAGUAAAAUACGUUACCUCUGGAUAAAAACAUUACACCCUGUGAUAUGUGUUUCAUUUCAUCGAGCUCUACUACAUGAUCAUAUUCAAUAAAAAUCUUUCUGAUGUA
Messenger RNA from Puntigrus tetrazona (Sumatra barb), 3560 nucleotides. RefSeq names its product neurexophilin 2a (gene nxph2a). Bases 586 to 1389 code for a protein of 267 amino acids. The transcript has 3 exons. The record is from RefSeq and is a predicted model, not a curated record. NCBI's taxonomy places the organism in Eukaryota, Metazoa, Chordata, Actinopteri, Cypriniformes, Cyprinidae. Gene Ontology annotation, molecular function: signaling receptor binding.